CCGACUGAUCCACAAUUCCAAAGCACCUAUAAUGGUGUGUGAGCGUACAGUGUGCCUCGCUUCGUGUUCUGACAAUGAGCCGCCACGGUGACUGUGAUAAGUGAACCUCUCCACCGUAUUCCCUCACGCCUCGAUUAACAAACGCGCAGUGGCAGUGGAGAAAGAUAGACAAAAAGAGUGUAGAAAAACGAUAGGAGAGUAGCAGUUGAAAUAAAUCCAUCAGUGAAACAAUAAAAUCAUCAUCGAUGACUCCAUAGUCCAUCAAUUCCGUGGAUAAAUCGUUCAGUGAUAGUGGGCAUCAUCGUACCAGUGAUUAUUAUCAUUAAAUUCGGUUUUUAUCAUAAUUAUGUUCAAUGUACCGCCCAAGUUCUACGAGCUGUGUCGCCUUUGUUUAUCGUCGGACGGUGUCAAAUUGUCGAUAUUCGAGGAGGAAGGGGCACAGCGCAAUUUCGCCGACAAAAUUCUCACUUGUCUAUCGAUAACGGUGAACGAUGGCGACUCCAUGCCACCCAUCAUCUGUCACCGUUGUGUGUACAAACUGGAUGUGUUGCACAAUUUUCGGGAAGUAUCACGUAAAUCCGAUGUCAUACUCAAACAGUACCUGGACUAUGCCAAGCAGUUGUCAUCACCAGACAAUCAGGACAAGUCUUUCUCCACUGCCAAAAUAGCUGAUCUGACUCCACUCCAAUCAUUUCUACAACUCAACAAAACCCUCUUCAAUGAAGAGCCAAAUUCACCGGCAAGCAUCAAUCAAAAUGUAUUACCUCAAACACAGACCCAUCAUCUCGAAUUAAGGGCCAACGAUGUGCCUGAAUCUGAUAAUCUUAAGUGUGAGCCUGAGGACGACACGUGCUCCAACAGCUCGGAUCCAGACAGAUUGGAAAUUGAGGAUCGCGAGGACAAUGACGAUGAUGCCGAUGAGAAUGGGUAUGACAUGACUGUCAAACGUAGGAAAGUCGAGGAUAAUUAUGAUGAUUGUAAGAGAGAGUCACCCAAUCGCAGUCCAGUUAAUCGAAUGGACACACCUGAGAGCAACUGCUCCGAUACUAACAUCGAUCAGGAGACGACCAAGUUGUGGCAGGCACUUGCUAACAAUCGGAGUUUAGAGAUAACAAGGACUAAUGGUGAUAAAUUUAAUAAUGGUUUUACCGGUGAAGCUACGAAUCUCCUUCGAUCGCUCAUUAACAACAGGCAAAUUGGUAUAACAGCGGUUGACACUGGUAGAAUUUCCCCGCAGAUUAAGUUUUACAGAGACACACAGGGCACUACGAUGGAACGCUCUGAUUGUUCCAUUUUGGGGAAUCGAACGAAUAUGCAAUCUCUCGAGAGCAAGAGUGCAUCAAUGGACAGUAAUCCGUCCAGUCCAGCCAGUAUUGGUAGGAAAGAGACAAAAGGUAGGAGAAAACAGAGUUACCCGAGUAAAGCACCGACGAGUCCAGACACGAUGAAUUAUCAGCAGGAUAUUAGUGAUGAGCAGGCACAAAAUUUCACGUGGUCGAAUAAAUUGAAGAGCAAGGGCGAUGAGCAGAAGCAUCAGUUUGACCAGCAGAGUGGCAACAUGACAAAAAAAGUGGACAUGUCCUGUACAAAUUGUGGGACGAUGACGACGACUAUUUGGCGGCGUAACAUGAAGGGAGAGAUGGUUUGCAAUGCGUGUGGACUUUACUACAAAUUGCAUGGUAUCAAUAGACCACAUACCAUGAGGAGGGACACCAUUCACACGCGUAGACGUCGACCGAAGGGUGAAAAACCGACGAGGCAUCGAAAAAAAGAGGCAGCUAUAGCGCCAGCCCACGCCGACCAGAUGGACGCAGAAAGUGCGGACAUGCUGGCAGCCCUUCGUCGUCAGAUUCAGCCCCACUUGAUGAUGGCAGCUCUGACACCAUCGCACAUGUCCUCAGGCCAUCCACCAACAAGCCAACUCAAUUAUCCCCUUCCCCUCUCCACAUACAUGAUGCACGUGAGUACACCUCACAUGUAUUCGGUAGAUCUAGUUAGUCGUGUUACUCGUGACGGUACAAAUGGAAGUACAACAAAUUCGAGUGAUGCCCUAAACUUUGCACAGCACGUUAAACCAGAGCCAAGAGAACGCCAUGAUUCGGAGGAUAUGGAGGAUUGUGACGACGAGAAUGUCUCUGAUGUACCACUUAAUCUAGUGUCAACGUCAUUAUCGGAAGAGGCCCACUGAUCCAGUGAAUACGAUGAGAUUAUUGCUCUCUUGUUACAUUUUAAUGUCAUUUAUUUACGUUUUUUUUUCCAUAUCGACAUUGCCUUAUUAUAUUAUUUCGUUACUCAUUUUUACUAUUUCGCGGUUAAAGAUAUUGAAUUCAUGCUCUCUACGACAAACAAUCACUCAUGGACAUUGAAGAAACGAGGGAAUGAUGGAUUUUUUUCACUUUUUGAAAAAAAUUCUGUUCAAUUUAACGUGAUUCAAGCUACUCAUUGAUCAUUGUAUUUGACUUUGUCUCCACUGGCAUUACUCAAUUAUCGAGCUAAUUCGGGCCCGUGGUGCAGAGCGCAUUAUUUUUAAAAAUUUGAUAUUAAAAAAGCAGUAUUAAAUGCGAAAGAUAAAGAGAAUUAAAAAAAAACGUUUAACGAAAGUCGUGGGAAGGAACAAUAUCAUAAAUGUUAAAAUGAUAUACUUAACAAAGGAUAAAUAUUUUUUAUAAAGCUGAACAUUUUUCUACGAGUUGAUGGGAAUAACUAUGAAUUAAUUGUACAUACACGCGCAAACUUAACAAUUGUUUUUUCUUAUGCGAUUGAAAAAUUAGAACGUGUGGUUGCGGUUUACUUCUAAUUGAUACUUUGAUUAAUUGAAUUAUUCGGUUUUAAUGUGGAUGAAUUUUUGAGGCGUUUAUUUCGCUUCCUCUCGUGUAAUUGGAGAUGAAAUUUUAGUUGAUGAGUUAUUUAUUUUCGUUUUGUUCCACGGGCUGUUUAGCUGACAUUAAGAACAAUAAUACUCUUUUAAAAUGUUUAUUUUUUUUUUAAAUUUGAAACGAGGGGGUUUUGGGGGUGAUUUUAUCCAGUUUCAUUCGUUUUUUUUGGGGCUUUAAUUCAAAUGCAGGUUUGCACUUGUGACUCGGGUGAAAAUGAUAUGGUAUUUACAGUUUUCAGGGUGACUUGGGGUUCUUGAAGUUGAAUUGAUGAAAUAGGGAUGUGGUGAAAUGUAACAGAUUUAAUUUAAUUUUUAAAUAUAAAAUUAUUUCGAUAAUUACUGGUUUUAGAAGAAAACGUCAAGAAAUGUAAUCAAUUUCAACUCAUUUAUUUUCUUGAGAUUGUCAAGAAUUUUAUAAUUGGACUAAUUACGUUUCCACAUGUUGUAAAUAUGGAGAGAUCUCUAUAACUAAAUGGCUUCAAGAGAAGUUUUUCGUAAAAAAUUUAGUGAUUUGUAAAAACGAUUUUUUUUUAAUCCCGAAAAUGUUACAUUUGAAUUACGGAAUUGUCUUCAUAACGAGAAAUUUUUCACAAAAAAUGGUCUUUGACAUUAACCACAUCCCUACCGAAUCAUUAUUAUUUGCCAGUGUCAAUGUGAUUCGCCAUACAUGAUUUUUAUCACAUAAAGUGCUAUUUCUCACUGAUAAAAUAAUUUCUACCCCCCGAGAGAGAAUUUAAAAAGCGGAGAAUUUACUUACUGAGUAGAAUUAAGAAAUUUCUAAAAAAAAAACAAAAUGAAACAAAAAUGUAGGAUUUUUAUACGCUAACAAGUGCCGAUAACUCUUUUUAAAUUGUAUUUUAAAAUUGUUGAUCAAAAUGAAAAAUGCGAAAAACCAUCAUAAUUAUCUCACUGAAAAUGGUAAGGUCAUUCUAAUUACUGUUGUGUACUUAAAAAAUGAUUAAUUACGUACAUGCCAGUUGUACUAAUGCAAGCAACAAAAGAAAAACGAACAGAGAACCUAAGCAAUAAUGAUAAAUAACGGAGUUAAAGAUGAGGAAUACUUACAGGAUGGCCAGAAAAAUAUGCAGGAAUUAAUAACAAUUAAAUAAUUAAAUGAUACUCGCUUUGGAGAUCUAUUGAAUCACAAAUUUACACAGCCAAGUCGUUCAGGAAUAAUUUCAAGUACCACUGAAUUUCAAUUUCAUCAUGAGUAACCCCAAUCAUCAUUGAAAUAUCUCUGUUGGGCAGAUUGAAAAGAUGAAUAUCGAACGAUAAAAUAAACCAUUGAACAGUAAAAUGUAAACUAAAGGUGAACAACACAGGAAAAUGAUACAACAAUGGCCAGUGCAUUUACUCAUGUAACCGUUAAUUAUUCUAAUGUCAUAAUACCUAAAUAACUUUGCCAAAAAUAGAUUUAGUCUUUGUAACAUAGAUAUAGUUAAGGGCAUCGAACAAGACAAAUUAACAUUUUUUAUUCGUUAUUUGUUGAUCUGAACAACGAUGUUUCAAUGGUGGUAAUGAUAAUUGAGGGGAUUUGGAUGCUUGAGGCUCUUUUGAGGGGACUUGGACUAUUAGGGGGUAGUUACCCCAUCCAUGCAGCCUUAUUAAUUAAACAAACAGUUUUAUUGUGAAACAAAAUGUAUUUAUAUAUAUGAUAUUCUAUAUUAUGUGCUCGUAACGAAUGAUAUUCUGGCCACAGACGUAUACGAACAUGGCGAGAAAUUUAAUUAUUGAAAAUGAGAGAUUGAUUCAGUUUUGCGGAUUCGGUUUAGUAAUCGGGGUUUUUUUUUCAGAUGAUUGGGAAUUUAAGUAAUCAAGAAAAUUUCGGGGUAUUCGAAUUUUUCGGUGAAAUGUGAUUCUUCCAUUGUGCACUUCCUCUCGCUAUUCGGUUCAAACGUUCAAUCGUGUGUAUUAUUUUAUUCGCCAUAAUUUAUUUAGAGAAUGUUUCUGGUUCAGGCGAUUAUUGGAUUGAAGUUGAAUAUUCCAUUUUGUUUAUUGGGAUUAUCCGGUUAAUGAGGGUGGAGAGAAAAUAUUGGGGCUGAUGGAAUUAUCUAUGAAAAGGUUUCACGAUUUUUUUACCACUCGUUAUGGUGAUCAAGGGAUAAUUCGUAACUGUUGUUUUGAAUAUGAAAUUAUCUUAGUAACGAGUGACAUAAGGGAAAAAUGUCACAAGACUUUGCUUAUAGCUGAUGAAAUUCUUCAUAAGAAGCUCUCGCAGAUGCCUUUGUAAACCCACCCCUCCCUGAAAUAAUUUUUAAAUUCGCAAUUAACAUUUGAACAUAAAUUCAUUGAAAAUUGCAGGUCGAUAUUUUUUAUCUUGUUUAUUUGGGAAUUAUUUCGGCUACGAGUGAUUUUACACGGAAAUAUCAAAAGACCUUUUUUGUAGUUUAUGAAAUUCUCUACAAAAAAUUGUUUUUAACAUUUUUCCCUAAAACCCACUCCUGACCAGGAUAAUUUCACAACUAACAAUGAACCUUUUUACAAAGAUCAAUUUAGAAUUGCAAUUCGAUUUUUCAAGUUUUGUUAAAUGACAAUUAUCCCGACAACGAAUGAUUUUAGAAGAGAAUGUCACGAAACAUUUUUAUAACUGAUGAAAUCUUCUAUAAAAAAUAUUUUCUCACAUUUUCACCUAAAAUGGAAUACUUCAAUUUUAAUACAAACGAAAUCCAAAAAAUUACAGCACAUAACAAAGACCAAAUGGCUAUUACCACGUGACUCUGCUACUAAUGGACAGUUUAAUUCAUCAGGCAUUUUUGAUGACUCUCGUCACUAUUCGAAUCAUAAACAUGUUAUUUUAUAAUUUAUUCCGUCUAGAAGACAAUUGCCUUAAAUAACUAAAUCCGUUCUUCUACUUAAUUUUUUUUUUCUGUAGGGGGGGAAUUGGAAGGAAUCGUUAGGCUUUCAUAGAGUAUAAAUAUAGAAUUGGAGGCUCUCUACUAAUGAAAUUAAAAUGAUAUUUUUUAUAUAACGUACGAUGACCGAGUAUUGCUAUUUUACGAUUGAUAUUAAUUGAAACAAAACGAGAAAAAAAAGUAAAAAAAAAUACCAUAUGAAUAUAUAUAAAUAUAUGAUAGUGUCGUUAAUAAUUAAGACUUUAGUUGCAAGAAUGCCAUGGGUUUGAUAGUGAAACAAAAAUCAUUUCUCUGGCAGUGUUAGCGAAAGGCUUCGUAUUACAUAGAAAGAACAUGUGGUUUUUUUUUCUCUUUCUCUAUUUUUUUUUACAUCAGUAUUCCACACCUUUCAUUUUAGUCUUUAAGUCUCAUUUCGAAUGAUAAACAAAACGAUGAAAAAAGCAUUACUUAAAAGCGACAAAGAAAGGAAAAAAAACAAUUAAUUACUUAAUUAUUUAAUUAAUUAUAGUUUCGUUUUUUUACAUCUGUUUUUACAGUCCCUCCGUUUUUAUUUAAAUAAUCAAUUGUAACUUAUUUUCCUCGUCUGUUCGCACCAACAUUUUUUUUGUGUGGAAAUUUUGGCAACAGCGACUGGCUUAAUUUAUUAUUACGUUUAAUAUUAUUUUGUACGAGUGUAUUUUUUUUCUUUUUCAUUAUUUUUCAAUCAUCAUCAUUGUAUCUGCGAUGAGGUAUCGGAUGGAAAUAGUCAUUGUUUUCCAGUUUUUUCUUUAGGGAUAGAGGGAG
Molecule: messenger RNA, 6510 nt
Organism: Diachasma alloeum
Lineage: Eukaryota; Metazoa; Arthropoda; Insecta; Hymenoptera; Braconidae
Product: GATA zinc finger domain-containing protein 21
Exons: 7
Coding region: 347-2188 (613 amino acids)
Biological process (GO): positive regulation of transcription by RNA polymerase II; negative regulation of transcription by RNA polymerase II; cell fate commitment
Cellular component (GO): nucleus
Molecular function (GO): zinc ion binding; RNA polymerase II cis-regulatory region sequence-specific DNA binding; DNA-binding transcription factor activity, RNA polymerase II-specific
Source: RefSeq, a predicted model, not a curated record